AUGAGUUCACUACGCCUUCCUCCAGAUCCAUAUAAGAUCCUUGGUGUUGAUAAAGACGCGACUUUACCUCAAAUUCGAUUGGCACAUCGAAGACUUGUUCUCCAAUGUCAUCCAGAUAAAGUUCAAGACCCUACAUUAAAGGCAAUAAAGGUUGAUGAGUUCCAAAAGGUUCAAGAAGCGUACGAAAUACUUAGUGACGUAUCGAGAAGAUCCGAGUAUGACCAAACAGUCAAGCUACAUAACCUGAGAGAGGAGUUGGGCAAAACUUCAACUUCGACUCCAACUCCAACUCCGGCUCCAGCCUCGACUAGUAAAACUUACGAAUACAAUGUUAGGACCGCAGAACCUAGACCGACAACAUAUAGUUCCUCAUAUCCAAAGACUUCACAAAAGCCACCAAGAGAGUCAAACGUAUAUUCAAAAACCCCACCGAGAUCUUAUGAGGAUUUAUACGAAGAACCUGCGAGACCAUCUGUUAGGAGAUCAAGAACUACAACUAGAGACUCAGAAAAAGAUGAAAGAGAUCGACGAAGACAUCAGGACGAGGAUGAGAGAGAGAAGAUGAGGCGGAAGAUGGAGAGGGAAGCAAAACGGGAUCAUGGGGAUCGAAAAAAGACCCGCGACAAGGAGAAGAGGCGAGGUACCGAGGAGAAAGUACGCCCAAAUACAUAUGUCGAGGAGGAAUCCAGUGAAGAUGAAUUUAGAAGAAAAGCGGAACGAACUGCAAGAAAGGCAGAGGAUGCAAUGAGAGCCGAGAGAGCCGAGAGAGCCGAGGUUGCUGCUCGAGUUCAACAAGAGCGAGAGGCUAGAGAUCGGGAACACCGAGAGUGGGAACACCGUGAACGAGAAAGAGAGCUACGCGACAGGGAAAGGGAGCGAGAGCGAGAGCGAGCACCCCCCGCCUUGAAAGACUCGCCGAUGGGAGAUAAGUGGAAGGAUCAUAUGGCAAAUGCGGCGCGUUAUGUCCAAGCUUCUCGUCGAGAGUCGGAUAUCAAACCAGAGGUACCAUUUGCACCAGCGCCACCAGCAAUGCCUGCCAUGCGAAGGGCAGAAACAUUUGCCGCGCCAUCAUCCGCACCAUACAAUAUUCGAUACGAGACUGUACGCCCUUCGGCUCCCUAUUCAGAACAUCAUAGUGAUGAAGAUGUACCACGAAGAUCAUCGGCAGCACGACCAUCACGACGUUCUGUAGAGACUCCUUCGAAAACCAAGGAUACACCAAAGUCAAGUAGAAGAUCAACUAGAGAGUCGCCAUAUGUUAAUGCCGCAUCAACUUCACCUCCUACGAAACCAACUCUUCACAAACACUAUUCAGAGCCACCGAUAGUCGGUGUUGGAUCAAGUAGACGAGAGCCUAGUCGAUCGAGGACCGAGUACCCUCGAGAGCCACCUCCACCGCCUACAUUUACCAGAGCAGCUACAUUCACACAAGGCAUGGGUACGAAGGAAGAUAUUAGGGAUAGGGGUCGUGGACCAAGUAGAAUUGUUCAGGAACCAGAAUCAGAAUCAGAUUCUGGGUCUGACUCAGAGUCCCCAUCACCAACACCACAAUAUUCUCAUGUGAGACAGCCUCGACGUGAAGUUCCUGAAACUACCGGUACUACCAAAACGUACGUCAUCAAUGGCAACGGGCGAAGUGAACUCAAGGGUUCUUCUUAUCGAUCUGAUCUCCACGAUGAUGCUUACACAAAGCGAAAUCGAAGUCCAUCUCCUCGUCGAACUACUCGUCCUCCCUUGUCACGAAGUGGUGGAAGUGCUCCUCGUCAGGUACGAUCUCAAUCACGAGGGUAUCACCCAACAUCCGCGCCCGUGCCCGAGCCAGCUGAGCCAAUAAUUCUCACUCCCCAACCACCCAAGUCUCGAGAGCCUUCUCGGGGUACAAGUCGUGGCGGAUAUCCACCACAAUACAGUGUAAAUUAUGCUGCUCCAAUUACACACGAUAACAUUGUUUUCACCACUGGAACACAGUAUGUUGACAGAAGAACUACCGAAUCGGCACAUCCUCGCGAUUAUCCGCCCUAUCCUACACCUCGUGGUCGUGAGGGGAUCUACAUAUAA
Sclerotinia borealis F-4128 is the source of this 2058-nucleotide messenger RNA. NCBI's taxonomy places the organism in Eukaryota, Fungi, Ascomycota, Leotiomycetes, Helotiales, Sclerotiniaceae. The record is from the annotation of a GenBank genome assembly.